UUCUAGAGGAUGUCGUUACAAUCAUUCAAUCAUAAAAGGGUGUCCUGAGAAGCCACCUAAGCGCAACUUAUUAUAUAUGAUCUGCUAAAUUAUCAGAAUUGGACAGCAGUAUCGAAUUCUCGCACCCGAAGAAUAUCAGAAUGAAGUUAUUCAGUUGGAUGCAUCGGAAGCUACAACAAGAUGCCACUAGUUCAAUGCAGGCUUCAAGUCUUGGGAAUUCUUGUAGUUGCUUGCUGCUUAUGCCAAGUAAUGACUCCAAACAAAUGUGGCAGCCAAAUAGGCACUGUCAGGAUGAAUUCGGUGGCAACAACGAUGAAGAGUUCAAUGAAGAACAAUCCUCGGAAAUAUUCCCAGGCUUCCUUACAAUCGGAACUCUUAGUGUCGAGCCAAUAUCGGAACCCCCAACACCAACAUUUGAUUUCCCUUAUGAGGUAACAAAUGAAGGAGUUAUGACAGACAUGAAAUACGACUUGAAGCUCAUUAAUGAAGAAUUAGAGAAAUUUCUUAAGGUUGAAGCUGAAAAUGAAGGAAGCACCGAGUCAUCAAGGAAAAACAGUCAAGCAAGUACUAUAACUCUCGGAGAUGAGGUGAACGAUCUGAGUGAUUACAACUCAGUUGAUAAGCAAGUAUAUCCCCUACAAGGAUAUCUUCUUGGGUCAUCCACUGAACUCCCGGAAACAAAACCAAAGAAAAAGAAAGGAAACGUGUCCUUAAAUGCGCUUUUUAAGAAGAGUACUAUGAAAGACAGAAGACCGAAACAACCCAUAAAAGAAGUCCAAUCGUCUGAUCAUCUAAUGAACAAGAUGCUGCAGCCAACUCAAAAUUCUCCUAUGAUCAGCGAAAAUCCUACUCGUCAUGAUGCAGUUGAGUCGUUUUUCACUCUCAAAAAGCUCAAGAAGAUCAACCGGGUUUUCCACAAAAAAGUUCAUCCUGAUAUCAGUAAAGUUAAAGUUCCCGCAAAAGAGUGCAAGUGCAGCAAGUAUGACAAAAAGAAGAAUCCCAAAUCCUACAUAGAUUCAGCACUCACCAGUGGAAAGACUAGGAUUGGCUGUUGGGGCGCUCUGAAAGGAAAUAAAGAUAUGAAACUACCUCGAGAUGCAAUGACCGAGAAAAAUCUAGAUGAACUGAAAGAUGAAAGUGACAGCGAAGAAAUGGAGCAUUGGAUCAAAACCGAUGAAGAGUAUUUUGUGCUGGAGCUGCAGCAGAACAAAGGAGUUCAGACUUCAGAAUCGGAAGUUAUUUCUGCCUAGUAUGCUUACAGAUACCAGUAAUGCCACACAUCGUUAGACAUACACGAGCUCAGGAAGUCAUUUGCAAGACUCUUUCUCUGUUCAUACGGCAGUUCUGCUAAAGAUAAUUAUGAUGUGCUUUUCUCUUCCUUUUUUCCUCUUUCUCCAAUGGUUAUCGGUUACUACUCUUAGUGUGCUUUGUAAAAAUCAGGUGUGCUGCUAUUGUCUUCCAGUCUUCCUUUAUAACAAGUUCAUUCAGCACUCGAUAUUACAUAUUGUAAUGAUAAUGUGACAGUAAUGAUUCAGAUAUCGAAUAAAGUUCAUAAGUAAUUUAUCAAAUGAAGUGAUCAUACAGCACAUAAUAAUAUACCAUAUUCUACGUGAUAGUCACAAAGCAUAUACAGUUGAGUUUUCCUUACAGCGAUAUUAGAGAAGGAUGACUAUAGCUAGAUUGGAUUGUCAAAUAGCAGCCAAAACAAACACUUCCCUAAUCAGCUGAAACAAGCUGGCAAGAAACCAGUUUAGUAUGUACAAUCAAAAAAAUACGGCGCCUCACAAUUAGACGAG
This is a messenger RNA of Amaranthus tricolor (Joseph's coat), 1796 nucleotides long. Its product is annotated as protein LAZY 1. The transcript has 5 exons. Lineage: Eukaryota; Viridiplantae; Streptophyta; Magnoliopsida; Caryophyllales; Amaranthaceae. The coding region runs from base 141 to 1250 and encodes 369 amino acids. The record is from RefSeq and is a predicted model, not a curated record. Gene Ontology annotation, biological process: gravitropism; regulation of auxin polar transport.